AUGACUGCUGAGGAAUGGGAGCAGUCGGACAAUUAAAAUCAGAACUGAUGAUAUAAUUAAACUAGAUGGUCCUCGAGACAAACAAGUAAUGUUUUCGAAGACAUGUUAAAGUGUUCAUCCGUCCGGAAGUUGUCAGGUUUUCUUACGGAGAACUUUAUAAAUUUGCAAGUUUUCUAUCACAAUUCUUUCUUUCGGAUGUAGUUAAAAGGGUUUUAUGGGACGAGUGAUCUGAAGAUUAAUGUCUUACUCUUUGUCAUGGCUCAUUGCACAAAUUUCAGGGAAGUCCCAUCUUGAAAAAUUAUGAUUGCUGGCGAUCAAGAAGUUAAUGCCCCUGGAUCGAGAGUCUGCUCGGACUAAUCUCGAACACCUGCAAUAAUUUGCCAAUAAACAUCUGCCUUACCCGGAGUCUCAUUAUGUCUUCAUCUCACCAAAUUUUAUGGACGAAUAUAUUUGUAAUAAUUUUUUCAGCCGUGACAGCACGCGCCCCUCAGCGCAUAGUCAACGGUAAUCAUGCAGCAUCUGGAGAGUUUCCAUUCAUCGUCUCCCUGAGAUUCGAUUUCCGAGACAAUAAACAUAUCUGCGGUGGUUCCAUAAUAAGUCCCAAGCACAUUCUGACGGCAGCCCAUUGUGUCGAUUGGCUUUAUCCUGAGGAUAUAAUUGUUGUCAGUGGAACAAAUCGCCAAAACGACAGAAAUGCAGUUUUCAGUCGAGUUCACAAGAUCGUGAAACAUCCAGGUUUCGUAAGGAAGACCGGAGCAUCGCGAAUCCAGAAUGAUCUCGCUGUUCUCACUUUGAAGGAGUCUCUGAACCUUGACGGCUAUUUGCAAGAUGCGAUUAAUUUACCCACCAAAUCCUGGACUCCUGACACAAUUGCCACCGUAGCUGGAUGGGGAUAUAUAUAUUCACUGACAAGUCCAGAUUAUUCUAAAGAUGUCCCCAAUGAUCUGAGUAAAUUGCAAGUGACGAUUAUCACCCAUGAAGAGUGUGCGAAAAAACGAGCUGAACCUUUUGAAUAUCAGAUUUGCGCCACAAGACCUAAUGCCACCAUAUGCCAGGGUGACAGUGGAGGGCCUCUCGUCGUCAAUAAUACCCUCAUUGGUGUUGUUUCCACCACAAGCUGCUUGUUGGGUUCCUACUCUGGCUAUAUGGAUACAUAUUACUUCAGAAAAUUUAUUAAGGAGGCGAUGGAAGAUUGAAUAACGUCAUCAACUGGAGUUCCUUGAAUAUAUGUAAAUUCAAAAUUAAUUGAGCCCUUUGCAUUCAAUAAAUGAAUUUGAAAAAUGAAAACUCAAAUAUUGUACUCUUCUGGCUGAUUGUAAUAAAGCCGAAUCUCUGA
This is a messenger RNA of Diachasmimorpha longicaudata, 1336 nucleotides long. Its product is annotated as chymotrypsin-2-like. The coding region runs from base 414 to 1196 and encodes 260 amino acids. The transcript has 5 exons. Lineage: Eukaryota; Metazoa; Arthropoda; Insecta; Hymenoptera; Braconidae. Gene Ontology annotation, molecular function: serine-type endopeptidase activity. Gene Ontology annotation, biological process: proteolysis. The record is from RefSeq and is a predicted model, not a curated record.